Phytophthora sojae is the source of this 1296-nucleotide messenger RNA. RefSeq lists its product as hypothetical. NCBI's taxonomy places the organism in Eukaryota, Oomycota, Peronosporomycetes, Peronosporales, Peronosporaceae. The transcript is spliced from 5 exons. The coding region runs from base 1 to 1296 and encodes 431 amino acids. The record is from RefSeq and is a predicted model, not a curated record.
AUGGGCCUGGCGGAGCACAUGAGCGAGAACCCCGACCCCGUGAGCUGCGCCGGCGGCACCGACGAGCCGCGCCGACUGCCGGCGCUCGACGACCUGCGCCCGCCCUCCUCGAGCGCGCCGCCCAACCCGCUGGCGCCGCUCAACCACCACAACCAGGUGACGCGCUUCAUGGCCAAGCAGGCGCUCGGCUACAUCCCCAAGCUCAGCGUGCGCAGCCCCGAGCGCAGCACCGGCGUCGGCUCGCCGUCCUUCCGGCUGCCGAGCCUCUCGGGCACGCCGCCGCUGUCGCCGCAGAAGUGGGCGGGGCCGUCCCCGUUCUCCGGCCAAGACGACGCGCAGGCCGGCAAUGACGGCAGCGGCCGGCCGAGCCUGCCGGCAUUCGGCCAGGGCGCCGGCAACUUCAUCCAGCGCUCGGGCAGCUUCUCCGAGAGCUGCGCGUCCCCGAUCCCGCCGCUCAAGCGCCAGCACCAGGAGACGCCGGCCACGACGACGACGACGCACCACCCCAUGUCCAUCGCCGAUCUUUGCCAGCCGUUCCGCUACAUGCGCGCGGCCUCGUGCCCCUGGAGACCCGCCAUCGAGCCGCAGACCUACAUGCGCACGCAGUCGGGAUGCAGCGACGUCGACACGCUGCGCGGCAGCCUGCCGUUGAGCGGCCCACCGUCAAUGGACGACGACUUCCGCCGGAACCGCCUCGAGCGCAGCAGCUCCAUGGACGCGCAGACGCUCAUGCGCGGCCUCAAGCGCCCCGCGGCCAUGCCGGUCGACCUCACGCAGUGGCUCGACCGGCCGUGCCGGAGCUCCCUGAGCUCGCUGGCCGACUCGGCGGCCGACUCGGCGGCCGACUCGAUGCACCUGCUCGAGCAGGCCGGGCGCUCCAUGCGCAUCUCGGACUCGCCCCGGGCGGACCCCAUCGACGCGUCGCGCGAGGCCAAGCGCGAGAAGAAGCUCUGUGCCUUCCCGCAGUGCACCAGCAACGCCGUGACGCGCGGCCUAUGCAUCAGCCACGGCGGCGGCCGCCGGUGCCAACGUAAGGGCUGCACGCGCGGCGCCCAGAGCAAGGGGCUGUGUGUGGCCCACGGCGGCGGCCGCAUCUGCCGCGCUGCUGGGUGCUCCAACAUCCAACGCAGCAUGGGGCUGUGCAUCCGCCACGGCGGCGGCCGGCGCUGCAGCGUCAAGGGCUGCCAGAAGGGCGUCUGCCGCGUGCCCGACUGCACCAAGCACGUCAAGAAGAAAGGUUUGUGCCGGUCGCACGCCAACUCUAUGUACGCUAUGCCUUUGCCCGGCUCGAGUUAA